Molecule: messenger RNA, 2571 nt
Organism: Erythranthe guttata (spotted monkey flower)
Lineage: Eukaryota; Viridiplantae; Streptophyta; Magnoliopsida; Lamiales; Phrymaceae
Gene: XEG113
Product: xyloglucanase 113
Biological process (GO): cell wall pectin biosynthetic process
Cellular component (GO): Golgi apparatus
Molecular function (GO): arabinosyltransferase activity
Source: RefSeq, a predicted model, not a curated record
ACAACAUCUUCCUCCAACAAUGGAUCUUCUGUACAAAGACCCCUUCUUCCUUCUCAAGAAGAAAGGGUAAAUCCAACACAGCAAAAUUUGACCCUAAAAUUGCUAAUUACCCAACAAUUACAGCUAAAACCCUUAUUCUCUCUCCGAUCAAAUUCCGGCUGAAAUUCCGGCCACUUCGUUUCAGUUUCGACCGGAGACCCCCGCCAUGAUCACAACGAGAAAGAGUUUACGAUGAAAAUUAAUUGAUGUUUGCAGACUGAUUCGGACUCCAAUUUCAUUUUUUCCGACUCCUUUUUGGAGUUCAUCGGAAAAAUCAAUGGCCGGGAACAAUGCGUUGAAGGAGGUGACAACUUCCAGACCGUUGUUCUUGACGAUCUACGCCACCGUGAUUGUCGGAAUCUUAGUGUCUUCCUUUUACGUAUUUUCCGCCGUCUUCUCCGGUUCGAAUUCCGUCUCUUCUCCGUGGUUCUCCAGUUUAUCUCCCGCCGGCGACGUCGUUAGAGCAAGUUCACCGUCCUUCAAUGGCGCAUCUAAUUCUUCUCACGAAGUAGUAAUUGGCUCAGCGCCAAAUUUACCAUCACGGCCUAAAAAAACACCUUUGAGUCCGAUUUGGAAAGCACCUCCACCUGGUUCCGAAAUGCCGCCAUUAGAGACUUUUCGACUGACAAAGGAACUUGUUCAGCAAAGGGUGAAGGACAAUGUUAUAAUCGUGACAUUUGGUAACUUCGCUUUCAUGGAUUUCAUUUUGACUUGGGUCAAACAUUUGUCAGAUAUGGGCGUCGAAAACUUUCUUGUCGGUGCAAUGGACACCAAACUUGUGGAGGCUCUUUAUUGGAAGGGCGUUCCGGUUUUUGACAUGGGCAGUCAUAUGAGCACAAUAGAUGUUGGGUGGGGCACACCGACUUUUCAUAAGAUGGGGAGAGAGAAAGUCAUUUUGAUCGAUUCUGUCUUACCUUACGGCUUUGAGCUGCUUAUGUGUGAUACUGACAUGGUCUGGUUAAAGAAUCCGCUUCCUUAUCUUGCACGUUUUCCCGAAGCUGACGUCUUAACAUCCACCGAUCAAGUUUCACCUACCGUAGUUGAUGACCGGUUGGAUGAUUGGAAACUAGCUGGCGCAGCCUACAAUAUAGGGAUUUUUCAUUGGAGGCCAACUGCACCUUCGAUUAAACUAGCAAGAGAAUGGAAAGAAUUGCUUCUCUCUGACGAAAAAAUAUGGGAUCAAAACGGUUUUAACGACCUCGUUCGAAGGCAGCUGGGCCCACCUGUCGAUGAAGACAGUGGUCUUGUCUAUGCUUAUGAUGGAAACCUUAAAAUUGGCCUUUUACCAGCAAGUAUAUUUUGCAGUGGACAUACCUACUUCGUCCAGGCUUUGUACCAACAGCUUAAACUAGAGCCGUAUGCUGUGCAUACUACAUUCCAGUAUGCUGGUACGGAUGGAAAACGCCAUAGGUUGCGCGAAGCUAUGGUGUUCUACGAUCCACCGGAAUAUUACGAUGCACAAGGGGGAUUUCUAACAUUUAAACCCAGUAUACCGAAGAAUUUGAUGUUAGAAGGGGCGCACAACGUAGAUUCGCACUUUGCUCUUGUUAAUUACCAAAUGAAGCAGAUACGUACCGCACUUGCCAUCGCUUCAUUAUUAGGUCGCACGUUGGUUAUGCCUCCACUAUGGUGCAGGUUGGACAGGCUGUGGUUUGGACACCCGGGAAUUUUGCCCGGCACUUUGACUAGGCAGCCAUUUGUUUGUCCGUUGGAUCACGUCUUUGAGAUUCAUUUAAUGUUAAAAGAUCUCCCUGAGGAGGAAUUUGGACCGGGGAUUAAUAUUAGGGAGUAUUCAUUAUUCGACAAUCCAGCUAUGUCUCAGCAGGUGAAAGAUUCUUGGCUCGAUGUGCAUCUUUGUGUACCAGGAUCGAAAGGUUGUGAACUUUCGAACGGUACAACUCAAGCGGGAAUUCUCAAGCUCCCUAAACGGAGUACAGAAGAAACGUUCAAAACCAUAUUCUCGUCAUUCAAGGAUAAGAAAGUCAUUCAGUUCUCAUCAAUGCAAGAAGCCUUCUUAGGAUUCACCGACAAGAAAAGAGAAGAAAAAUUCCGAAAGCGUGUGAAAAUCUACCCAGGCAUUUGGUGCUGUGUGGAAAAUAAAACACCGGGGCAUAUAUACUACGAUAUGUAUUGGGAUGAAAAACCCGGUUGGAAAGCAUUACCUCCACAGACUCCGGAAGAGGAUCACCCGCCUUUUUGAUUUAAUUUUAUUAUUAUUAUUGGCGAAAAUGCUAAUUAUAAUAUUCUAAAACGGGACGAGAUAAAGUAAUCUCGAAAAUGGAGGAGAAGAAAGGUUAAAGCGGCAAAAAACGCUGAUUGGAUACAUAACUAAGUUGUUCUAACACAUGUUGUUCAUGUUUAAUGAGAGGUGUUGUGUUUUGUAAGAAUUAUAUGCUCUUAAAUCUAUAGACAGAUCACAGGAAUUUUUGCCUUUUUUUUUUUUGAUAUAUAUAUAAUUUAUAAUUUAUUUAUAGGCUAGUGUUGAAGCUUUUGUGUACACUGGUUCAAUUGUUCAAAUAAUAAAGAUUUUGU